GAUGGUACUGAUAUUGAAACCGUAUAUACUGAUUUGAAUUUUGGGAUCAUUUAGGAUAUGUUUGUAGUAUUUGGUUCAUUUCUGCUUGGCACACUAUCAAGUUCACUUAAUUGAAUGUUACUCAAAGAAUAAUUUUUGUUGUCAACGUUGCUUUUCUAUGUAAUUUCGAAAUGAUUCAUUUCAAUUAUAUAGAAUUUUAGAAUUGUUGGUAUUAGUAAGCAUUGUUGAAUAAGGAAGUUUAAAAUGUGGACAUUACCGUUUUUUCCCCAAUUUAUCACACAGAAAUAGUAGAACUAAAUCCUUCUAUGACUCAAAGUAAUUGACUGACUGAUCAGUUGAGAAACAUUAUAUUCAACAUUGUAAAAUUAAGAUGGUACUUGACUGCAUUAAUGAAUUCCCGCUUUUUACUAUAAUGUUAUUUUUGCAUCACUCAAAUUAUUAUACACUGUUAAUUUUAGUUUCAAUUCUAAAACUUCAUAGUUUUUCAUUCAUGCGGUUGGCUAUUUUUUCCUGGUAAAAAAUUUUCAAAAAUGAUUUUACUUGACUGUACUCAGUGCUGGUUGGUAAAGGGUCUGGCCUACUUCUGUACAAUUAACACUUAUAAUAUUGAUCCAAUCCAACAUUGAUACUACCGUUGAAUGGAUAAAAAAUUGCGGCAUGGAUACUAUCUUGUUAAAAUGAGAUUGUUCUGUCCAAUCAUGCCUCAGUGAUUCCUGUAAUUUGUACUAUCCUUCUUUCCUUGAAGUGCUGAAAUGAGAUCAAAUCAUCUUAAUGUAGACUAGACCCUUUAUCUAAAUUGCUCACAAAUUCUUUAUUCAUUUUAAUGUUCCACUCCAAUGAAUUAUAGUUCCUGUUUAUUUUUAGAGAAAGUGAUCCUCAUCCAGAAAUAUAAAAUUAAAACUGUAGACAAAAUGUCAAUAUUAAUGAAAUUAUUCUGUUAUUUCUUUUAUUUGACUGUAAUAUAUAUUCUCACAAUGCUUAUCGAAGGCCUAGUGUGCUUUGUAGGUCAUUAUGUAGUCUUUCCUUUGCAUUUUAGAAUCUAAAUUACGAAUGUUAUUUUCUGUUGGAAUUACAAGUUUGUUCGUCCUCAUUCAGAUUUGUAGAAUUGCAAUGUUUCAGAAUGUGCCUGUUGUAUUUCUAUGAUUUGUUUGCUUAAUUUUCACUCAGAAAUAAUUGCUUUGACUUGUUGUGUUCAUCUAACUGAAAUUCACUUUCUUAUUAUACAGAAUUUUUAGUUAAUUUUACCAAUACUUUCUAUUAUAAUGUCACUGAAGAUUCACAGCAUUGUCGCUUGUUGCAAAAAUGAAGGUAUUGGCUAUAAAGGUACCUUACCAUGGAGAUUAAAAAAAGAAAUGAAACAUUUUCGAAAAAUUACAAAGGGAGACCCACCCGAAGGAAAACAAAAUGUGAUUGUAAUGGGGCGAAAAACAUGGCAAUCUUUACCGGGAGCAUUACCGGGGCGUUACAAUUUUGUCUUGUCUCGAACUGUAUCUGAACAAGCGGAAAAAAUGGACGGAGUGUCAAAAUCUUUAGAAGAUUUUUUAAAACUGAUCACGUCUGACGAAUGGUCGUCAAAAAUUCAUGAAGUAUUUUGUAUCGGAGGCGCGGAAAUUUACAAGCAACUAUUUGAGUCUUCAGUUUGUGGUAAAGUUAUCUUAACAAGAGUUCUCGCUGAUUAUGAAUGUGACGUCUUCUUACCAAAACUUGAUGGGUUCAAAAAAAUAAUUGAAAACAAUGAAGAUAUUCCAGGGGAAGAACAAACAGAAGUUGAUGGUACUAAAUGGAUGGUUGAAGUGUAUGAAAAAGUCUAAUGAUUAAAAAUCAUUAGCUUUCAAUAAAUGUUUGAGAGUGGCAUGAUAGAGACUGACAAGAUAUUAGGACAGGGGUGGGGCGGGCAAAUUAUGACCCGCGGGCUGGAUCCGGCUCACAAUAGUUUUUUAUCCGGUCUACAUAAGUCUGCUGAAAUUAAGACUACAGUUUUAUAGAUUUAAAUUUCCGUUGAAAAUAUCGAAGAAAAUAACGUCAUAAUGACCCCGAUUGUUA
Molecule: messenger RNA, 2043 nt
Organism: Styela clava
Lineage: Eukaryota; Metazoa; Chordata; Ascidiacea; Stolidobranchia; Styelidae
Product: dihydrofolate reductase-like
Biological process (GO): folic acid metabolic process; dihydrofolate metabolic process; tetrahydrofolate biosynthetic process
Cellular component (GO): mitochondrion
Molecular function (GO): dihydrofolate reductase activity; NADP binding
Source: RefSeq, a predicted model, not a curated record